CACCUGGUAUAUAUAGCCACUCUGACUGUCAGAGUUCUCCUGGCUGCCAAAAUGAAGGGUAUAAUCUCCAUCUGCUGCUUUCUGUCUCUGCUGGUCUUGGCCAUAACAGAGGAGGAGGAGGAGGACGUGCUGACCUCCAUCCUGCGCGACAGAUCUCACAUCGAGGAAACGCUCAGGCUCGCCUCUGAGGAGCCAGCCGGCGACUAUGCAGCGGCUCUGCAGAGAUUGCGUAAGAUCUACCACUCCUCCAUCAAGCCCAUGGAGCAGGCCUACAAGUACAGCGAGCUCAGGCAGCACGAAAUCUCAGCCUACCCUGGACGAACCCUGGGGGCAUCAGCUACAGAUGGGGAGAUCACCUCCAAGCCCAUGGUACUGUUUCUGGGUCCCUGGAGCGUUGGCAAGUCCACCAUGGUCAACUACCUGCUGGGCCUGCAGGAUUCCCCUUACCAGCUCUACACAGGCGCUGAACCCACUACCUCUGAGUUCACGGUGAUCAUGCACGGUGAGAAGGUCCGCUCCAUCGAGGGCAUCGUGAUGGCAGCCGACAGCUCCCGCUCCUUCUCGCCGCUGGAGAAGUUUGGCCAGAACUUCCUGGAGAAGCUGGUCGGCAUCGAGAUACCCCACAAGCUCCUGGAGAGGGUCACCUUCGUCGACACGCCCGGCAUCAUCGAGAACCGCAAACAGCAGGAGAGGGGCUACCCCUUCAACGACGUGUGCCAGUGGUUCAUUGACCGGGCGGACCUGAUCUUCGUGGUGUUCGACCCCACCAAGCUGGACGUGGGCCUGGAGCUGGAGAUGCUGUUCAGGCAGCUGAAGGGCCGCGAGUCCCAGAUCCGCAUCAUCCUCAACAAGGCCGACAACCUGGCCACGCAGGACCUGAUGCGCGUCUACGGCGCCCUCUUCUGGAGCCUGGCGCCGCUCAUCAACGUGACCGAGCCGCCCCGCGUCUACGUCAGCUCCUUCUGGCCCUACGAGUACGCGCCCGACACCAGCCGCGACCUCUUCAAGCGCGAGGAGGUCUCCCUGCUGGAGGACCUCAACCAGGUGAUCGAGAACCGGCUGGAGAACAAGAUCGCCUUCAUCCGCCAGCACGGGAUCCGCGUGCGCAUCCACGGCCUGCUGGUCGACCGCUACGUCCAGACCUUCAAGGACAAGAUGAGCUUCUUCAGCGACCCCGAGCUGGUCUUCAAGGAGAUCGUGGACGACCCCGACAAGUUCUACAUCUUCAAGUCCAUCCUGGCCAAGACCAACGUCAGCAAGUUCGACCUGCCCAACCGCGACGCCUACCGCGACUUCUUCGGCAUCAACCCGGUGAACAGCUUCAAGCAGCUGUCGGCCCAGUGCUCCUACAUGGGCGGCUGCCUGCUGGACAAGAUCGAGAAGGCCAUCACCAACGAGCUGCCCAGCCUCCUGAGCAGCAUCUCCUCCGGGAAGAGCCCCGGCCUCUCGUCCUGCGAGGCCACGGGCUGCGGGGAGAAGCCCAAGAACCGCUACCGCAGACACUGAGACGGAGGAGAGGGAAGGAGUGAGAGAGGGAAAGAGUGGAGGGAGAGGUGGAGCGGUGAGGUGGGGGAGGAGAGGGUAGAGGUGUGCAGGGAAGGAUGGAUGGUCCUCACGGCUGACCUCCUCCGUCCCCUGGCCCCGCCCCCUCCCCUGAAUCCCAUGAUGUCAUUGUCUGCAGGGAUGGAGGUUCUUUGAUUUUAUUUUUGUUGUUCUUUUCUUUUUUUCAGAAGAAUGCGGGGUGUGAGUUUGGGGUUCUAAAGGAAGGAGAAGGGGUGGAAAAUUAAGGGUGGGGGUUGGGAAUGGCUGAAGGGUACGGGUGUUUGUGAGGUGAGAGUUUCACAGGUGAGUUUAGUCAAGUUGAACUCCCUCCUCUCUCCCCUGCAAAGCAGUACAGAACUGUCGACCGGUUUGGAGAAGAAAAAAAAAUACAUGUUGAAAAAAAAAAUAGUUGAAACGAAAAAAAAAAUUGUAAAAAUAUUUUUAAGUGAAAAAUUAUGAGACUUUAACAGUCUGUGCCAGCUCCCUUGUAUGUGAAUAAAAUGGAGAAAAAAAUGGAAA
Anguilla anguilla (European eel) is the source of this 2061-nucleotide messenger RNA. It is a transcript of the gene srlb, whose product is annotated as sarcalumenin. The record is from RefSeq and is a predicted model, not a curated record. Bases 52 to 1506 code for a protein of 484 amino acids. Gene Ontology annotation, molecular function: GTP binding. The transcript has 7 exons. Lineage: Eukaryota; Metazoa; Chordata; Actinopteri; Anguilliformes; Anguillidae.